This is a messenger RNA of Harpegnathos saltator (Jerdon's jumping ant), 1765 nucleotides long. RefSeq lists its product as uncharacterized. Bases 351 to 1469 code for a protein of 372 amino acids. The transcript is spliced from 6 exons. The record is from RefSeq and is a predicted model, not a curated record. Lineage: Eukaryota; Metazoa; Arthropoda; Insecta; Hymenoptera; Formicidae.
GCGGGUGGCGGCGGACGAGUGGUCGCGGUAGCAGCGGGCGGGCGCACGUGGAGAGUCCCGCUCGUGGCUCACGGCGGCUGGGUCGGCUCGAAAUUUCUCACCACGAUGGAGAGACGAGAGAGUCACGCAUGCGCAUUAAAUGAACUCUGGUUGUGUAUCGCGCGCAGAAAUUUCACUUCGAUAUCGAGGGUCGCGCGCGAUCCGGCCUCUCGACUACUGGGAAAACGUCGCUAGCAAUUCCAUGUGCGCACACGCCGACGCGAGACUGGGGUCUUUUCUUCUUUUUGCGUGCUGCGUAACGUGAGGGAUUGAACUUGCUCGCGCACGGACGCACGCGGAAGUGCGCGAUUAUGGCCGGGAACGACAUCAAGCAAGCUCUCAGAAAGCUGCAAUUUCCUUUUUGCGCCAGUGAAGCUCUACGCAGAAUAGAGAUACUCUGCUGCAGACCUGGCAAGCAGGUCGAUCUACAAAUGGAUCUGAUAUCGGAAUUCGUAUUCGGAGAGCUUGACAAGCGAAAGAGACUUAAAAUGAGUUGGGCGACAGAGGAACUGCAACUGGUGCAGAUUCUGAGUGAAUUCUUCCAGGGUUCGGGUGGUAGUCCCGCGGUGCGCAAUGCCCUCUUCUUAUCACUCUUCCCAGCGGACAAUCCUAGGUACGAGACUCUGGGUAAUUUGGUUUCCUUGGCUAUUACCACAGAAAGGAAAGCGGUCCUCAACGCAACUGGCAUCUGGAUGCAGCAAUUAGGCUCCACCUCGCCGCAGAGCGUCGGCCUGGCGAGGCAUCUGCUCGACGAUUAUCUCGUGCUUACUCCGUGUUCCAUCGAAAGACUGAAGCAACUGUCUGUACUCGUGCCACAUUUCACUGCCAAUUUGCUGACAGCGAUAGGUGAAGUUUACGAGGAUAAAAAUCCACCUGUCGAGUUGCUUCAGCUAGUGGGCGAGUGGAUCGACAAAAAUCCAGACUUAUUAUUGAUCCCUCUGAUGGAUAAUCCAGCAUUACCGACUGGUGGAAUCCCAAUGACACCGAUAACACCUAUAGCUGGCCUGUUGAGAUGGUGUAUAUUGAGUCCUCUACGUAGCAAUAUGUCAGAAACUUUCAGCGACGAUCGGGUACAUACUCAGACUACUCGUCAAAGGGAACCGCAGAUAUUGUACUCAAAGCUCCAACAGUUGCUCAUGGACUCGAUGUCACGUUUGAAGAACAGUGGAAGCAACAAGCAUGCGAUAUCGGCACAACAUCUGGCAUCCACGACUCGUCUAUUGGCGAUGAACGUAUCGGGACAGUGGCGCAAAUUGGCCAUAGAGCGACUCGCGCAAGCCCUCAGCAUGGCUAUGAUGGCAGACUGUAUUUAUGGAAAUAAACAGGAACUACUGGCACACCUACAAUCACUGUCGGAUUCGCAUGGUUUGAUAGAAUGGGUUUGGGAGACUUAUGCGUCCAGAGACAACGUCCUGAGACAAACUUACUAAUUGCUGAUAUACUGCUCAUCAAAGCUCUCUUAUCACACAUUUAUAUUGUUUAAAUCUGUUACAUCGUGAAAGGCGAUACUUGUACACACAGUAUCUAUCUAGAAUGGUUUAAACGUCCGUUUUAAUUUCAAUUCUUGCAGUUUCUUUUUGUCCAACUCGAACUUUUUUCGCAAUUCUGCCAAGUCUGAAAAGAAAGAAAGAGAGAGAGAGAGAGAGAGAAAAAGGGGGCAAGUAGUUGAUCAAUCACCUGUAUGUAUGAAAAAAAAAAAGGAAAAAAAUCUCAUAAUUGACACAAA